AUGAUCAAGUACAUCCGGGAGAACAUUGACGUCCAGAACGUCGUCAUUGUCUCCCCGGACGCGGGAGGCGCCAAGCGCGCUACGUCGAUUGCCGACCGCCUCAACGUCGAGUUUGCCCUGUUCCACAAAGAGCGCAAGCGCGCCAACGAGGUGUCCCGCAUGGUCCUCGUCGGUAGCGUCAAGGGCAAGGUUGCCAUUCUCGUCGACGACAUGGCCGACACUUGCGGCACUCUAGGCCUUGCCGCCCGCAACCUCCUCGAGGCUGGCGCGUCCAAGGUCUACGCCAUCGUCACCCACGGUAUUCUCUCGGGCCCCGCGCUCAAGUGCAUCUCCGAGUCGGGCAUGGAGAAGCUAGUCAUCACGAAUACGAUCCCGCAGGGCGACAACCUCGAGAAGUGCGACAAGAUCGAGGUCGUCGACGUCUCCCCCGUCCUCGCCGAGACCAUCAGGCGGAGUCACUUUGGAGAGUCGGUCUCGUACCUCUUCCACGAGGUGCCGUUUGGCAACGGCCUCUAA
This is a messenger RNA of Trichosporon asahii var. asahii CBS 2479, 516 nucleotides long. Its product is annotated as ribose-phosphate diphosphokinase. NCBI's taxonomy places the organism in Eukaryota, Fungi, Basidiomycota, Tremellomycetes, Trichosporonales, Trichosporonaceae. Gene Ontology annotation, cellular component: cytoplasm; ribose phosphate diphosphokinase complex. Gene Ontology annotation, biological process: purine nucleotide biosynthetic process; 5-phosphoribose 1-diphosphate biosynthetic process. The transcript has a single exon. The record is from RefSeq and is a predicted model, not a curated record. Gene Ontology annotation, molecular function: ribose phosphate diphosphokinase activity; magnesium ion binding. Bases 1 to 516 code for a protein of 171 amino acids.